Messenger RNA from Cydia amplana, 2035 nucleotides. RefSeq names its product replication protein A 70 kDa DNA-binding subunit (gene RpA-70). The transcript has 12 exons. The record is from RefSeq and is a predicted model, not a curated record. Gene Ontology annotation, molecular function: damaged DNA binding; single-stranded telomeric DNA binding. Gene Ontology annotation, cellular component: nucleus; DNA replication factor A complex. The coding region runs from base 193 to 2004 and encodes 603 amino acids. Gene Ontology annotation, biological process: telomere maintenance via telomerase; double-strand break repair via homologous recombination; DNA replication. NCBI's taxonomy places the organism in Eukaryota, Metazoa, Arthropoda, Insecta, Lepidoptera, Tortricidae.
AUCAAAAUCGCGCGAAGUGUCGUAGAAUACCCGAAGCGGCGGUGAAUGUUCUUCGAUUAAAAUCAUUAUUACGCCUUCUUUUGUACUAUUCUUGUACUAAGUUCUUUCAAAAUUGAUCAAUGAUUGGUGAUAUCUCUACCAGACUUUAACUUUAUUGUGCAACAUUGUUGGAGUGAUUACAAUUGUUCAAAAAUGAGUAACCAACUGUCGCAAGGAUCCCUUGAGGUUAUUAUGAAUGGCGGUCACUAUGACAAGCCGAUAAUGCAAGUGCUAGGUAGCAAGAAGAUUCAAGGCAGUGGUGCGAACGAGAGGUUCCGGCUGCUGGUGUCGGACGGCAAGCACUCGCACAGCUUCGCCAUGCUGGCGACGCAGCUUAACGACAAGCUGAUCACUGGGGAACUGUCUGACUAUUCCGUUGUGCAGAUUGACCGGUUUGUCACGUCUUUGCUGAAGAAUACGGGGAAGGGAGAGAAGAGGGUCAUGAUUAUCCUAGACUUGACUAUACUGACCCCAGGCUCAGAAGUAGGCAAGAAGCUUGGCAACCCUCAGACCUGGACGGAAGACAGCGCAGUAUCUGCCCCACAGCCGGCAAUGCAGCCUGUGCCUCGACCAGUGCCGGCCCCAGCUCCCAUGACGGUGUCUAAGCCAAUGGCGGCACCGUCUAUGGACUCCAGCAUGUUGGCUUCACAGAUGACACAUCCUAUUUCAAGUCUCAGCCCUUAUCAGAACAAAUGGGUGAUAAAAGCGCGUGUGAUGAGCAAAUCCCCGAUCCGCACAUGGAGCAACGCUAAAGGCGAAGGCAAACUCUUCAGCAUGGACCUGUGCGACGAGAGUGGCGAGAUUCGCGCCACCGCCUUCCGGAAUGAGGUCGAUCGGUUCUAUGACAUGCUGCAGGUUGACAAAGUAUACUACAUAAGUCGCUGCCAGCUUAAGACUGCCAACAAGCAAUUCACGAGCCUGAAGAACGACUAUGAGAUGACGUUCUCCGCUGACACAGUCGUCUCCGAGUGCAUGGAGGACGCGUCUUCAGUGCCAACCAUCAAAUACGACUUUGUGCCCAUCAAUGAGAUUGGAAACAAGACUACGGAUUCCUUACUCGAUGUGAUCGGAGUAUGCCGCUCUGCGUCAGAUGUGCAGGAACUCACCGCUAGAAGCACGGGCAAGCUUCUCAAGAAAAGAGAAGUCACUCUUGUUGAUUCUACCGGUGGCGCAGUGGUGCUUACACUGUGGGGCGGUGAAGCAGAAAGCUUUGAUGGCAGCUCAAACCCUGUUGUGUCUGCUAAGGGGGCGCGUUUGGCAGAAUUCAACGGCAGCAAAUCCUUAUCCUGCCUGGCGAGUACCAUGAUCCGGCUCAACCCGGAUUUGCCGGAGGCGCAUAAGCUGCGCGGCUGGUACGACAACGGCGGCGCUAACAUGGAGAUUGUCAACAUCUCAGCCAGAUCCGGCGCUUACGGCGGCGGCAGCGGCGAAUGGAUCACGUUCUCAGAAGCCGAGGCGAAGCAGCUGGGCUCGGGCGACAAGGGCGAUUACUACAGCCUUCUCGGCGUGCUAACGUUCACGUUCACCGACAACGCCGUGUACAAGGCCUGUCCUCAGGAGCAGUGCAACAAGAAGUUGGUGGACCAAGAAAAUGGACUGUUCAGAUGCGAAAAGUGUAACAGAGAAUAUCCUAACUACAAGUACCGGCUGCUUUUAGGGGCCAACGUAUCUGACCCGACCGGCGACCAGCGCAUCACGGCCUUCAACGAGGCGGCGGAGGCCAUGAUAGGCAAGAGCGCCGCGGACGUCGGACGCAUGUCCGAGUACGACAAGGCUGGAUAUACUGCUGUGUUUGAGGACAUCAAGUUUAGGACCUUUGUCUUCAAGUUCAGGACCAAGAUGGAGACUUAUAGCGACGAAGCCCGCCUCAAGACCACGGUGAUGAACGCCGCGCCCGUGGACUAUAAGGACGCCAACGCCAGACUCAUCAAAAGCAUUAAGGCCGUUACGGGCGUCGAAGUUUAGGGCUCCUAGUUUAACCUAGUUUUUAAACUAA